AUGUCUCGAUCAUUUUUAGUGGAUUCUUUAAUUGUGCAGAAACCUGCGAGAUCAAGUGACUCUGGAUCGCUUUCUACUUCAACUUCAACGUCUUCAGAUAGCAUGUUAUCAAGGCAUCUUCAGCACCUUCCAAGCAGUCACGGACUUCCAUGUUAUCCACGCCACCCAGCUGAGAUGCUAGGAUUGUGUUGUCCACUGUGCAUUCAUCCAAAUCAGCAUGUAAUACCUACCACAUCCACGGUUUCAUCUAUGAAAACUACUUCAUCCCUAGGACCAGUUCCGAAGACGAUCUUAGGCGGACUUACGUCUCCGUACUCUCAUCCGUUUCCACAUCAGACGCUUUCUACUUCACCUCCACAUAAUUUUUCAUGACUUCAUUUUAUCAUUUUAGAUGUAAACGGACCUUCGGACGAUCUGCCAAGCAGUAAACGAAUUCGUACAGCUUUCACAAGUACACAGCUUCUAGAGUUAGAAAGAGAAUUCAACUCGAGCAUGUAUUUAUCGCGCCUCAGAAGAAUAGAAAUAGCCACGUAUCUUAACCUGUCAGAGAAACAAGUCAAAAUUUGGUUCCAGAAUCGUCGUGUCAAAUACAAAAAAGACGGAGGAACCGAACCACGAGAAUGUCGCUGUUUACGCACGUGCGGAUCGCGCUCAGACAAAAAGAAGCACGAGUCUUGUUCGGAUCGAGGCGAUGACCAUAUAGUGCCUUAA
Molecule: messenger RNA, 711 nt
Organism: Patella vulgata (common limpet)
Lineage: Eukaryota; Metazoa; Mollusca; Gastropoda; Patellidae
Product: GS homeobox 1-like
Exons: 3
Biological process (GO): regulation of DNA-templated transcription
Cellular component (GO): nucleus
Molecular function (GO): sequence-specific double-stranded DNA binding; DNA-binding transcription factor activity, RNA polymerase II-specific
Source: RefSeq, a predicted model, not a curated record